Drosophila novamexicana is the source of this 3198-nucleotide messenger RNA. RefSeq names its product monocarboxylate transporter 12-like. The record is from RefSeq and is a predicted model, not a curated record. Gene Ontology annotation, biological process: transmembrane transport; monocarboxylic acid transport. Bases 448 to 1263 code for a protein of 271 amino acids. Lineage: Eukaryota; Metazoa; Arthropoda; Insecta; Diptera; Drosophilidae. Gene Ontology annotation, molecular function: monocarboxylic acid transmembrane transporter activity. The transcript has 2 exons.
CUCGAAGAGACCACUUGAGCAAGCCUUAGGGCUGCCACACUUUAUUCAAACUUACAUUGACUCGAAACAGAUUUGUGUUUAGAUCUUUAUAGCUUAGACCAGCAAGCUUUAGGGUUGCCACACUGUCAAAAUAACACGCUAUUUACAACUUUGACAAGCGAUUGGAGUUAUUUAACCUGUUGUCAACUAAAACUAGCUGGUAUUAGCAUUAUGCCUAGAUCUUUAUAGCUCGAAGAGACCAUUUGAGCAAUCUUUAGGGUUGCCACACUGUGAAAAUAAACACCCUUUUAUCUAUUCCACACUUAGCCGACGGCAUGACCUACUCCUUUGGCAUAUUCUACAAUGAGUUUCUCACGUACUUCAAUGAGGGCAAAGGCUAUACCGCCUGGAUAGCAUCCAUAAUGGUGGGCGUUACCUUUUCAUCCGGUAAGUGGGCAACGUGCCUGUAUGUUCCGAUCCGAAACAGAGCUAAUCCAUAAGCUAUUGACUGCAUCCGAACCAGGUCCCAUCAGCUCUUCGUUUGUGAAUCGCUAUGGCUGUCGACCGGUGACCAUUGCGGGCGCCAUUCUGGCGGCCGGCUGCAUAAUUGGCAGCAUGUUUGCCCAGAAUGUGGCCACGCUGAUAGUGACCAUUGGCUUCGGCACUGGCUUGGGCUUCGGGCUCAUCUAUUUGCCGGCCAUUGUCAGCGUCACGCAAUACUUCGAGGCGCGCCGCUCCCUGGCCACGGGCAUUGCCGUAUGCGGCUCCGGUUUUGGCACCUUUGUCUUUGCCCCGCUGACGGAGCUGCUGAUCAAGAGCUAUGGCUGGCGCGGCGCAAUGCUCAUCAUUGGCGGCGUGGUGCUCAAUUGCAUUAUAUUCGGCGCCAUGUUCCGGCCACUGGAGGCGCCGCGCCCCAAAGUGACCAAGCGUACAAAGAAAUCGACGAUCAUGGAUCAAAAUGUAACGCCCGCCGAACUGGAGCCGCUCAAGGCUCAAGUCGCCGGAGCGAAGCCAACGGCAACGGAUCAGUAUCUGCAGCUGCCGCCGCGACCAGAUUCCGCCUCCGGCGGCGUCGGCGGCGGCGGGCUUUGUCGCUCCAACAGCGUUGGCCAUAAUCUCAAGCCCAGUUUGGUAAGUGCCUACCCACGCCCCGUCCCGUCCCGUGCCGCCCGCACACUAACCACGUUCGCCGUCCAAGCAGAACAACAACUCGAAUGGACUGCUCAACGGGCAGGCCAACCAGAUCAAUGGCCCGACGGUGGUGAAGAGCACCAGCAACGAUGACUUUGGCCGGACAUUUGCCAGCCAGCCGCAGCUGAUGCCGCUGCGCGAGACGCACCGGGAGCGCAGCGCCAGCGGCACCAUGUACCGCCCGGAUGCACUCUAUCAGGUAGGUGGACGCCACGAUCACGAUCCGACACUGAUCGUAUACUGAAUUGUAGGGCUCGCUGCACAAUAUACCGGAGUACGCCAGCUCACGGAAUGAUCUCUCGCAUUCGCGUUCCGGUUCCGGCAUCAUCAGGCGCUAUGGCUCCCUCAGACAGACGCAUCCGCUGGCCCAGAGUCAGGUAAGCCAAGCACACACACGCCAGCUGGUAUUUGACUUUAUUCAAUCACGGCAACCCGGACCACUUGGGCUGCGCCUGGCGCUGGCGCUGCGUCCUCUGGCGUGCCUGAUACUCGUCGCCGAGCAGCGCCACGUAGAGCACGACCAGCAGCGCCAGCAGGCAGCGUAUCAGAAAGAACAGAAACCGCAUCGGGGUCAAGGGAACUCGCCUCCAUGUGCUGGGUAGGCCCAGUGCCAGCCGCAAUCUCUGCACCAGACGUUGGCGUAGCGUCUGCUUGCAGGGAUCGGCUCCGCCGGGCUGUGUAUUGGCGGCAGCUUCGCUCAUUGGACUCUGGUCGAUUUAGUUUUUGGUUUUUUGACACUUGAAUUUUAUAUGGAAAACUUGUUGUGUACAGCUACGAAACAUUUUAAUUGAUUAGCUUAGCCAAAGGCUACUUAGGGGCUAGCGACAAAAAAAAAAAAAAAAAACCCCGCUACUUCGGUGCACCGAAGUUGAAAUAUUCCUGGAACCUGGACUCUGGCAGAUGAAAACUGCAUUUUCAUCUAUUUCAACUGAAAAUCCUUGGUUUGACCCUUUGCCAAACUUUUGUUUAUCCAAUACACGCAAUCAAUCUACAAUUUUCCCGAGAUACAUCUAUGCUCAAGCCCAGCUCAAGACUCAAGUUUUAUGCUACAUGAAAAUACCGCUAGAUUUUCUUUUUAGUAUAUCCCAAAUAUACCGACUUAGCUUUUGCAACUGAAGAGCCAAUUAUAUCUAGUAUUUAUCAGGCAUAUAUAUAUAUAUAUAUAUAUAUAGAGCUCUAUCAUAAAAAAGGUUUCAAGUUUUUACACUUUUCGAAUGGGUCCUAGAUAUUAACAAACCUACAAAACUCUAGAGUGCGUAAUAUAAUAGCUUAUAUAUAACUUUAAAGCUUUCAGAUGUUUUACAAGCUGUUGGCUUUAGGAUUUCCAAUUUCAAGACAGAUUUAAAUGAACAGCUAAAAAUUGAUUUGGAAUAUAAUCAAUGAACCUUCGACAUUCUUUAAACUUAAGAGUUGUUUAUAUGUUACAUGCUAGACUCAUCCGCAACUUUUAAGCUGCAUUUAAAUACCAGAAAAACAAAAGCAUUCCGAAUUUUCGAAAUAUUCAAACCUGGUCACAUAAUGUGAAUUGCAUUUGACAGGCUGUCAGCUGGCGCGCUAAGCAGCUGCCGAAGUAGAAAUAGGGCUUGGAGUUUUCGGAAAUGACAAACUUGAAGGAUCAAAUAGCAGAGUUUAAAAUAAAGACCGCUUUACAGGAAUUGGAAUACAUUGAAGCUCUGGGACUUGGCAUGGAUGGCAAUGCCAUGGCCGAUGAGGUCUGGGAUGAUCUGCUGGAGAGCAUUUUGGCCAUCUACAAUUGCGGCCAACAAGAUGUCGAAGACGUCUCCGACUCCGAUGAUUAGCCAUAAAAACAAACAAAAAAACCAAGUGUGGCCGCAUAUUUUGUGCAACAAAAAAGAAAACGUACCAAUUUGUAGUAAACAUCUGGCAACGCCAGAUCCAUCCAACUGCAUUUUGUGUUUGGCUUGAGCUAAACUCUACUUAGUCGAGCCAUAACAAUUAAAUGCCAAGUAGUCAGUUUCCAGGAAUAUAUAAUGCUCUAGUCUAAGAAAAAAAAAAAAAACAAAAAAA